AAUAAACCAGGCAGUGACAGAAAUCAGCACAGGGCCCCUUAGAGGCAGCAUCAGUGUCACUUUUCCAGCCUCCUCAGGGUUGCUCUGACGUUGCCAUCAGAGCCUGCAGAGCCAGAGCUGCCCCUGGGCAGUGCCAGGGCUGGGAGGGGUCUGCAGGGCAGAACUGAGCCCCCAGGGCUGGGCUGGGCUCUGGCAGCACUGGCAGGGCCCAGCCCCGGGCACAGGGAAGCAGCUGCUGGCAGGGACUCUGCUCCAGGCAGCAGAGCCCUGAGCAGGCAGUGGGGGGAAAGGGCCAACAAGCUGUGCUGGCAUUUGAAAGUCCUCUCCAAACCCAACCAUUCCAUGAUGACUUUUUAUACAGAUCCUCAUGCCAAGACAGUGCAAAUGUCCAACAACAGCUCCAUCAGCCACUUCCUCCUGCUGGCAUUGGCAGACACGCGGCAGCUGCAGCUCCUGCACUUCUGCCUCUUGCUGGGCAUCUCCCUGGCUGCCCUCCUGGGCAACGGCCUCACCAUCAGCGCCGUAGCCUGCGGCCAGCACCUGCACACGCCCAUGUUCUUCUUCCUGCUCAACCUGGCCCUCAGCGACCUGGGCUCCAUCUGCACCACUGUCCCCAAAGCCAUGCACAAUUCCCUCUGGGACACCAGGACCAUCUCCUACACAGGAUGUGCUGCACAGGUCUUUUUCUUUCUGUUCUUUAUCACAGCAGGGUAUUCCCUCCUGACCAUCAUGUGCUACGACCGCUACGUGUCCAUCUGCAAAGCCCUGCACUACGGGACCCUCCUGGGCAGCAGAGCUUGUGCCCACAUGGCAGCAGCUGCCUGGGCCAGUGCCUUUCUCAAUGCUCUCAUGCACACGGCCACUACGUUUUCCCUGCCUCUGUGCCAGGGCAAUGCCCUGGGCCAGUUCUUCUGUGAAAUCCCACAGAUCCUCAAGCUCUCCUGCUCACAAUCCAAUACCCUCAGGGAAGUUGGACUCAUUGCACUUAGCGCCUGUUUGGUAUUUAGUUGUUUUGUGUUUAUUGUUUUCUCCUAUGUGCAGAUCUUCAGGGCUGUGCUGAGGAUCCCCUCUGAGCAGGGUCGGCACAAAGCCUUUUCCACCUGCCUGCCUCACCUGGCCGUGGUUUCCCUGUUUGUCAGCACUGGCAUAUUUGCUCAGUUGAAGCCCCCCUCCAUCUCCUCUCCAACCCUGGAUCUGGCCCUGUCAGUUCUGUAUUCGGUGGUGCCUCCAGCCCUGAACCCCCUCAUCUACAGCCUGAGGAACCAGGAGCUCAAGGCUGCAGUGUGGAGACUGAUGACUGGAUGCUUUCAGAAACAUUAAACUGCUGGCCAAUUUCUGCAAAUCCCUUGUAAUAAAAGUCAUCUUUGAU
This is a messenger RNA of Motacilla alba alba, 1369 nucleotides long. Its product is annotated as olfactory receptor 14J1-like. Gene Ontology annotation, biological process: G protein-coupled receptor signaling pathway. The record is from RefSeq and is a predicted model, not a curated record. The coding region runs from base 343 to 1320 and encodes 325 amino acids. Gene Ontology annotation, cellular component: membrane. NCBI's taxonomy places the organism in Eukaryota, Metazoa, Chordata, Aves, Passeriformes, Motacillidae. Gene Ontology annotation, molecular function: olfactory receptor activity; G protein-coupled receptor activity. The transcript has a single exon.